ACAGAGUCUCCUGGUCCCCGUCUCCAUGCCGUCGCGGUGCUUGUGACGUCAUCGGGAGGCGCCGGCGGGGAGUCCUCAUUCCCUGUUAAAAAUGGCGGCGGCCGCGCUCUGGGGUUGCCGGAAAUGCCUUUUAAACAUUUGGCUUGCAUCCGGACGGUAUUCGGGAGCAGCGCGACUUGCCAUCCUUCCACACCAAUCCAACAGGCCUUCCUUACAGCUGUACCAGUCUAGAUGCUAUUCCUCUGGAGGCCGCAAAGGUUUUAUAUCAGGCUUUGUGGAGAACAUCAAGCAGGAGCUAGCUAAAAACAAAGAGAUGAAAGAGAGCAUUAAAAAAUUCAGAGACGAAGCAAAGAAGCUGGAAGAGUCAGAAGCCCUCCAGGAGGCAAGACGGAAAUAUAAAACCAUUGAGUCUGAGACUGUUAAGACUUCUGAAGUCCUGAAGAAGAAGUUUGGAGAAAUCACUGGCACAGUUAAGGAGAGCUUGGACGAAGUCAGCAAGAGUGAGUUCGGCCGGAAGAUUAAGGAAGGUGUGGAAGAAGCAACCAAAACUGCCAAGCAGUCUGCCGAAUCGGUAUCCAAAGGGGGAGAGAAAUUGGGCCGGACAGCAGCAUUCAAGGCCUUUUCUCAGGGAGUCGAGUCGGUCCGGAAGGAGAUCGAUGAGAGUGUCCUGGGGCAGACAGGGCCUUACAAGCGCCCAGAGAAGCUCCGGAAGCGGACAGAGUUUGCUGGAGAAAGGCUGAAAGAGGAACGGAUAUUUGAAGCCAAUGAGGAGGCGAUGGGUGUGGUACUUCACAAGGACUCCAAGUGGUACCAGCAAUGGAAAGAGUUCAAAGACAACAACAUCGUCUUCAACCGGUUCUUUGAAAUGAAAAUGAAAUAUGACGAGAGUGACAACGUUGUCAUCCGGGCCUCGCGUGCCGUCACCGACAAAGUGACAGAUUUUAUAGGAGGCCUCUUCUCCAAGACGGAGAUGUCCGAGGUGCUGACUGAGAUCCUCCGCGUCGACCCAAACUUUGACAAGGACCGGUUUCUCAAGCAGUGCGAGGAAGACAUCAUCCCCAACAUCCUGGAGGCUAUGAUAUCAGGGGACUUAGACAUUCUCAAGGACUGGUGCUACGAAGCAACUUAUAGCCAGUUGGCACAUCCAAUUCAACAAGCCAAAGCCAUGGGCCUUCAGUUCCACUCCAGGAUUUUGGACAUUGAUAAUGUGGAUCUGGCAAUGGGGAAGAUGAUGGAGCAGGGGCCCGUGCUGAUUAUUACUUUCCAGGCCCAGCUAGUGAUGGUGAUUAAAAACCAGAAAGGGGAGGUGGUCGAAGGAGACCCGGAGAAAGUCCUGCGGAUGUUGUAUGUCUGGGCUCUCUGCAGGGACCCCGAUGAGCUGAACCCUUAUGCCGCCUGGAGACUGUUAGACAUUUCUGCUUCAAGCACAGAACAGAUCUUAUGAGUCCGGCCCCUCUGGCCGCCCCUUCCCCUCGUCCCUCCGACAGAACGCCUGCCUUGACGUGAGGGUGGCCAUUUUGUGUGGCCGUUUGAGGCCUUUGUGAGAUGCCUGCUUUUUCCUGAGGGCUUGGGAACAGCUGGCUCUGAGGCAGACAGAGCGGAGAGACUGGGACAGGAGUGCUGAAGGAUGCCAGUCUUUGGCGCUUCCUGGUCUGCACGCAUGGAGUGGCGUUGCUUCUUCCACAGUGCCCUCUGUCCUCGGUUCUUCGACCUGGUUGUGCUACUAAGGCUGCACCUGGGUUUCACUGAAGCAGACCCUUCUGGUUUUCUCUUGCGAUUAGGGGCACUUGUGGAUCAUACCUCCCAGACCUGCAAACCCUCUGUGGGAUUGGAGGUUGGACUCUCUUUGCCUGUGGCGGCCGGGAUCUCUGUUCAUGAUGCUCUGGGCAGCAAAGGAGGGUGCAGUUCAGGAACAGAACUGGGGGUGCAUUUUGUGGAACGCUUUGGGAUUGAUGGGAGGAUAUGUGUGCGAAAUGGGGAAGUCAAACGAUCCCUUGGCACCCCCUUCCCAAAGAAGAAGGGAACGGUUUUGGUCAGCUGUCCUUCUGGGGUGCUGGCUGAGCAGAGCUGUCUCAAGGAGAGGAGGAAUAUCGGGAAGGUCUGGGAGCAAAUCUGGUGAGUUUACAGCCGGUGUGAGAGGGCUAGUAUCAUGGCAAAAUCUUGUAUUGUCUCUAUAAAUUAAAAUGAGCAUAGCCGGUU
Molecule: messenger RNA, 2199 nt
Organism: Sceloporus undulatus (fence lizard)
Lineage: Eukaryota; Metazoa; Chordata; Lepidosauria; Squamata; Phrynosomatidae
Gene: TIMM44
Product: translocase of inner mitochondrial membrane 44
Exons: 13
Coding region: 92-1444 (450 amino acids)
Biological process (GO): protein import into mitochondrial matrix
Cellular component (GO): mitochondrial inner membrane
Molecular function (GO): protein-folding chaperone binding
Source: RefSeq, a predicted model, not a curated record